Nomascus leucogenys (northern white-cheeked gibbon) is the source of this 3124-nucleotide messenger RNA. Its product is annotated as DAZ interacting zinc finger protein 1 like. Lineage: Eukaryota; Metazoa; Chordata; Mammalia; Primates; Hylobatidae. Gene Ontology annotation, biological process: cilium assembly. Gene Ontology annotation, cellular component: cytoplasm; ciliary basal body. The record is from RefSeq and is a predicted model, not a curated record.
AUGCAGUCCCCAGCUGCCACUGCUGAGGGCCUCAGUGCCCCUCUUUGGGGCCACACGUUCCCCACUUUCAAGUUUCAGCCUCGCCAUGAUAGCAUGGACUGGAGACGCAUUAGCACCCUGGAUGUAGACCGCGUGGCCCGGGAGCUGGAUGUGGCCACUCUGCAAGAGAACAUUGCUGGCAUCACCUUCUGCAACUUGGACCGGGAGGUGUGCAGCCGCUGUGGGCAGCCUGUGGACCCGGCACUGCUCAAGGUGCUGCGCCUGGCACAGCUCAUCAUUGAGUACCUGCUGCACUGCCAGGAUUGCCUGAGUGCCAGCAUUGCCCAGCUGGAGGCACGGCUGCAGACCAGCCUGGGCCAGCAGCAGCGUGGUCAGCAGGAGCUGGGCCGCCAGGCUGACGAGCUCAAGGGUGUGCGGGAGGAGAGCCGCCGGCGUCGCAAGAUGAUCAGCACCCUGCAGCAGCUGCUAAUGCAGACAGGCACCCACAGCUACCACACGUGCCACCUGUGUGACAAGACAUUCAUGAAUGCCACCUUUCUCCGGGGCCACAUCCAGCGCAGGCAUGCAGGCGUGGCAGAAAGUGGAAAACAGAAGAAACAGGAACAGCCAGUGGAAGAGGUGUUAGAAGAGCUACGGGCCAAGCUAAAGUGGACCCAAGGGGAGCUGGAAGCCCAGAGGGAGGCGGAGAGGCAGCGGCAGCUCCAGGAAGCAGAGCUCAUUCAUCAGAGGGAAAUAGAAGCUAAGAAAGAAUUUGAUAAAUGGAAAGAACAAGAGUGGACCAAACUUUAUGGGGAAAUAGAUAAACUAAAAAAAUUAUUUUGGGAUGAAUUUAAAAAUGUCGCCAAGCAGAACUCUACACUAGAAGAGAAACUGCGGGCACUGCAGUCCCACGGUGUGAUGGAGUCCAACCUGGGAUCACUGCGAGAUGAGGAGUCAGAGGAGUGGCUCCAGCAGGCACGGAAGCUUCAGGCCCUGAGAGAGAAGACAGAAAUUCAGAAAACGGAGUGGAAAAGAAAAGUGAAGGAACUGCAUGAAGAGCACGUGGCUGAGAAAAGAGAGCUACAGGAGGAGAACCAGAGGCUCCAGGCCUCCCUGUCUCAGGAUCAGAAGGCAGCUGCCCAGUCCCAGUGCCAGAUCAGCGCCCUCCGUGCCCAGCUGCAGGAACAAGCUAGGAUCAUUGCCUCCCAGGAGGAGACGAUCCAGUCCUUGUCUCUCAGGAAGGUGGAAGGGAUCCACGAGGUGCCAAAGGCUGCAGACACAGAGGAGGACUCUCCGGAGGAAGAGAUGGAGGACUCCCAGGAUGAACAGCACAAGGUGCUGGCAGCUCUGAGGCGUAACCCCACUUUGCUGAAGCAUUUCAGACCAAUCCUGGAGGACACCCUGGAAGAGAAGCUCGAAAGCAUGGGCAUAAGGAAGGAUGCAAAGGGAAUCUCGAUUCAGACUCUCAGACACCUGGAAUCCCUGCUAAGAGUCCAGCGGGAGCAGAAGGCCCGGAAGUUUUCUGAAUUUCUGAGUCUGAGGGGAAAGCUUGUCAAGGAAGUCACCAGCAGAGCGAAGGAGAGACAGGAGAAUGGCGCUGUGGUGUCCCAGCCAGACGGGCAGCCUUCAGUCAAAAGCCAGCAGAGCACACUGGUCACCAGAGAGGCCCAGCCAAAGACCAGAACCCUGCAGGUGGCCUUGCCAUCCACACCGGCAGAGCCACCCCCACCAACUCGUCAGAACCACGGCAGCCAUGGCUCCAGCCUGACCCAGGUGUCCGCCCCCGCUCCACGCCCCAGAGUGCGUGGACCCUCCAGCACCCCUCCUUCCUCGGGGCCCGGGAUGAGCACACCCCCGUUCAGUUCUGAAGAGGACUCAGAGGGAGACCGUGUGCAGCGUGUGUCUCUACAGCCCCCGAAAGUUCCUUCCAGGAUGGUACCCCGGCCCGAAGAUGACUGGGACUGGUCUGACACAGAGACCUCGGAGGAGAAUGCACAGCCCCCUGGCCAGGGCUCAGGAACACUGGUGCAGUCGAUGGUCAAAAACCUGGAGAAGCAACUAGAAGCUCCAGCAAAGAAGCCUGCUGGAGGGGUCAGUCUGUUUUUUAUGCCCAAUGCUGGGCCACAGAGGGCUGCCACACCAGGAAGGAAGCCUCAGCUUUCUGAAGAUGAGAGUGACUUGGAGAUCUCCUCCUUGGAAGAUCUUCCUCUGGACCUGGACCAGAGAGAGAAGCCCAAGCCCUUGUCUCGCUCAAAGCUCCCAGAGAAGUUUGGCACCGGUCCACAGAGCUCUGGCCAACCCAGGGUCCCUGCCUGGUGAUUCACCCCAGAGGCUGGCUGGCUAGAGGGUUAGCCUGGCUGGGGCCAGCUCAGGUCCACUCCAACAGAAGAGGCUGCUGGGCCUCUUGUCUUCACAAACAACUGAGAGAUCAUCCUCUUGGAGAGAAGCAGUACAGGGAAUGGAUGUGAUGUCAUCCCUCCUGACCUGUGAGGGGCCCUGCUGUAGAGGGCCACAGGUGCCUGACUAGGAGCCCCUGGGUCCCCAGGCUUGAGAAAGGGUUAAAAUAGAACCUCCAGGUAGUUUUCUUCCUCUACCUCCACAUCCCCCCCGAGACUGAAAAGAGUCACUAGCUCUCUUUUCCCAAGCCUUUUAUAAAACUGCAGGAACACUGUGGAGAUGGGUCCUAUCUGGGGUCCUUUUGGGGACAUAUGCCUCAGUCAGUCAUUCAGUGAUUGAUCCAAAAUUAUUUACUGAGUGCCUGCCUGCUCUGCGCCAGGCUCUCUAGCCUCUCACUACUGAGUUAGGGUGCAGCCAGAGGCUGGGGCAGAAUGUCUACAGCCAGUGCCAGCACAAGGUAGUAAUCUAGUGACAGAGAACAGGGUGUUACGGGAGCAUAUGAGAGGCCAUCCAUCCCAGCCUGGGUGAUCCUGGAGGGUUUCCCAGGGUUGUGAUAUGUGGCAGGCCUACUCAUGGGUGGGAAGGGAGGAGGGCCACUUGGCUGGACCUUGUAUCCCUGAAGGACCACACGUGUAAUUUUUGAUAUUAUUUCCAAAAUCAGGUUUUAUACAUAGCCAUUGUAUACUUUUAGUGUGAAAAACAUUAAUAUAUUAUAUGCAAACAUUUAAAUAUAGUACAAUGUUUUUAA